Clarias gariepinus (North African catfish) is the source of this 2775-nucleotide messenger RNA. RefSeq names its product NLR family CARD domain-containing protein 3-like. Lineage: Eukaryota; Metazoa; Chordata; Actinopteri; Siluriformes; Clariidae. The coding region runs from base 44 to 2698 and encodes 884 amino acids. Gene Ontology annotation, molecular function: protein binding. The transcript has 9 exons. The record is from RefSeq and is a predicted model, not a curated record.
UUGAAAGAGAAAAUAAAACUUUUCAGGAUUGAAAACAGCAAUAAUGGAGGAUAAGAGAUCAGACUCACCAGACCCCAGCUGUGUGUCCAUGAAGAGUGAGCGAUCGGCAGAAAUCAUAACAAACUUCAAACAAAGUGACAUUCCUACUAAUGUGAGACCACAAAAUAAGAUAUCAAACAAAAGAGGAAAUUCCUUGGAUUCCAUAUUCAAGGAGUUGGAACACAAAGUCAUUAUUCUGAUUAAAAGAGAGCUGAAGAUGUUUAAGAAGCUCCUAAGUCCAGAUUACCCAGCAUGCACUGAGAGGGAGGUGGAGGAUGAGGAUCUGCACAGCGUCAGAGAGGGAGCUCUGAACAUCACACUGCACGUCCUGAAGAACAUGGACCACACAGAUCUCGCUCACAAACUUAAGAACAACUUGUACACAGUCUCUGUGUAUCAUCCAAAACUGAAAUCCAGCCUGAGAGAAAAGGUUAAAAGGAUUAAUGAAGGAAUCUCACAGCAUGGAAGCUCAGUUCUUAUAAAUGAUAUCUACACAGAGCUCUACAUCACAGAGGGCUGGAGUGGAGAUGUCAAUAAUGAACAUGAGGUGAGACAGAUUGAGACAGCGUCCAGGAGACCAGUAACACUGGAGACAGCCAUUAAAUGUAAUGAUCUCUUUAAAGACAAGUCCAUCAGACGUGUGCUGACUAAAGGAGUUGCUGGAAUUGGAAAAACCGUCUCUGUGCAGAAAUUUGUUCUGGACUGGGCUGAAGGAAAAGCAAAUCAGGACGUCACCUUCAUGUUUCCACUUCCCUUUAGAGAGCUGAAUCUAAUCAGGAAAAAACAUCUCAGUCUGAUGAGUCUUCUGCAUAACUUUUUUCCAGAAAUGGGAAAAUUAGAAUUAAUAGACUGUGACGCCUACAAAGUCCAGUUCAUCUUUGAUGGUCUGGAUGAGUGUCGACUUCCUUUACAUUUCCAGAACAAUGAGAGAUUGUGUGAUGUGACAGAGUCAGCCUCAGUGGAUGUGCUGCUGACAAACCUCAUCAAGGGGAACCUGCUUCCCUCUGCUCUCCUCUGGAUCACCUCUCGACCAGGAGCAGCCAAUCAGAUCCCGUCUAAGUGUGUAGACCAGGUAACAGAGGUACGAGGGUUCAGUGACCCUCAGAAAUACGAAUACUUCAAGAAGAGGAUCAGUGACCAGAAUCUGGCCAAUAAAAUCAUCUCACAUGUGAAGUCUUCAAGAAGCCUCCACAUCAUGUGCCACAUCCCAGUCUUCUGCUGGAUCUCAGCCACUGUUCUAGAGAGAAUGUUGGGAGAAGAAGAGAGUGGACAGAUCCCCAGGACUCUGACUCAAAUGUUCACACACUUCCUGAUCUUUCAGAUCAAACACAAGGACCAAAAGUACCAGCAGAAAUGUGACCCUGAUCCUCAGCAGACCAGAGAGAGUAUCCUGACACUGGGGAAACUGGCUUUCCAACAGCUGGAAAAAGGAAACCUGAUCUUUUAUGAGGAAGACCUGAGAGAGUGUGGCAUUGAUGUCAGAGAAGCUGCAGUUUACUCAGGAGUGUGUACCCAAAUCUUCAGAGAGGAGUUUGGGCUUCACCUGGGAAAGGUCUUCAGCUUUGUACAUUUGAGUGUUCAGGAGUUUCUGGCUGCUUUAUAUGCAUUUCUUUCCUUCAUUAGCAGAAAUGUAACAGAUAAACAAACUUCUGAUCUGUCUGAACUUUUUAGCAAGUCAGUGUCUGAUUUCCUCAAGAGUGCAGUGGACAAGGCAUUACAGAGUGAGAAUGGACACCUGGACCUGUUCCUCCGCUUCCUCCUGGGUCUCUCACUGGAGUCCAAUCAGACUCUCUUACGAGGCUUCAUGCAACAGACAGGAAGCAGCUCUCACAGCAAACAGGAAACAGUCAGGUACAUCAAGGAGAAGAUCAGGGUGAAUCCAUCUCCAGAGAAAUCCAUCAAUCUGUUCCACUGUCUAAAUGAACUGAAUGAUCAGUCUCUAGUGCAGGAAGUACAAAAGUACCUGAAGAAGGGAGGUGAUCAGCGUCUUAGUGGAACCAGACUGUCUACAGCUCAGUGGUCAGCUCUGGUGUUUGUGUUACUGAACUCAGAACAGGAGCUAGAGGAGUUCCAUUUGAGGAAAUUUGACACAUCAGAUGAAUGUCUUCUGACGCUGAUGCCUGUGGUCAAAGCCUCCAGAAAAGCUGAUCUGUCUAAGAGUAAUCUUACAGAGGAAAGCUGUAGAGCUCUGACCACAGUUCUCAGAUCAACAUCAUCCAGACUGAAAGAACUGGACCUAAGUGAGAAUUAUAACUUGCAGGAUUUUGGAAUAAACCUGCUCUCUGAUGGACUAGAGAAUCCACACUGUACACUGGAAAUACUGAGGCUCCGUUGGUGUAACCUGACAGACGGCAGCUGUAGAGCUCUCUCCUCAGUCCUCAGCUCAGGGUCCUCCAGACUGAGAGAACUGGACCUGAGUGAGAAUAAACUGCAGGAUUCAGGAGUGAAGCUGCUCUGUGCUGGACUGGAGAAUCCACACUGUACACUGGAGAAACUGGGUCUGCGUUUGUGUAAUCUGACAGAGAAGAGCUGUAGAGUUCUGUUCUCAGUUCUCAGCUUAAACUCCUCCAGACUGAGAGAACUGGACCUGAGGUUCAAUAACCUGCAGGGUGCAGAAGUGAAGCUGCUCUCUGCUGGACUGGAGAAACUGAGCAUUUAGACCAGAAUGAUAAACAUUCAGAUGUUGAACUUCCACAGCAAUAACUGAGUGAUCACAUCCUUUAUCCACUGAGCCCC